GUACAACGUCAGCUGCAGCCAUCAGUUCCGACUGCAGAGAAAGAAGAUGAAGGAAUUCCAGGAAGCUAAUUAUGCUCGUGUACGCCGACGGGGACCACGGCGCAGCAGCUCUGAAAUCGCUCGAACAAAGAUCCAGGGCAAGCGCCACAGGGGCCAGGAAGACUCAAGUCGAGGCUCCGAUAACUCCAGCUACGAUGAAGCUUUGUCCCCUACAUCUCCAGGACCCCUGUCAGUACGGGCCAGUCAUGGAGAGAGGGACCUGGCAAACUCUAGUAUGGCCCCACCUACCCCAGAUCUACACGGCAUCAACCCAGUCUUCCUGUCCAGCAAUCCCAGUCGCUGGAGUGUGGAGGAAGUGUACGAGUUCAUUGCAUCGCUGCAAGGGUGCCAGGAGAUUGCUGAGGAGUUCCGAUCCCAGGAAAUUGAUGGCCAGGCCUUGUUGCUUCUGAAGGAGGAACACCUCAUGAGUGCCAUGAACAUCAAGCUGGGACCAGCUCUCAAGAUCUGUGCCAAGAUCAAUGUCCUCAAGGAGACCUAACAGCUCUGAAGCCAGAGGUCUCACUUUUGCUCUGACCCCCCUGCCAGGGCAGCUGCCAGCUUUGGAGCAUCCUGCUGGGGUGGGGAAGAAUGGGACAGUCCCCUGUGGUCUUAUAUUCAAGAAGAAUGAGAAGGAAUUGAACUGAUUGAAACUGCCACGCACAAGCCCACAUCUUGG
Antrostomus carolinensis (chuck-will's-widow) is the source of this 715-nucleotide messenger RNA. RefSeq names its product polyhomeotic-like protein 1. The record is from RefSeq and is a predicted model, not a curated record. Gene Ontology annotation, molecular function: chromatin binding; histone binding. Gene Ontology annotation, biological process: negative regulation of DNA-templated transcription. NCBI's taxonomy places the organism in Eukaryota, Metazoa, Chordata, Aves, Caprimulgiformes, Caprimulgidae. The transcript has 3 exons. The annotation marks the transcript as partial. Gene Ontology annotation, cellular component: nucleus; PRC1 complex.